This is a messenger RNA of Symbiodinium sp. CCMP2456, 1896 nucleotides long. The record is from the annotation of a GenBank genome assembly. Lineage: Eukaryota; Dinophyceae; Suessiales; Symbiodiniaceae.
AUGGCACCAUGGCGGCCCUUCGCCGUUCUGUGCACGCGAUUAUUGGUGGCCGCCCCACACGUUUCCCAGGAGGCAAUUCGGAAGCUCGUGGGCGAUUUGUCGCCCAACCUGUCUGCGGAAUUGCAAGAUCGAGUGGAGGCUGUCCUUAGUUACCACUUCCGGAGCAAGCACUUCCUGGAUGUUCAAGCAUCGCUGCCCGGAGAUUUAGAUUGGUCCUCACAGCCGUCCCCCUGGCGAAGCUACCACGGCGCCCCCAGAGUCCAGCUUCCGCACAGCCUUGCCCUGCUGGAGGCCGCUUCCAGCCCGGUGCCGCUUUCCCUUGCCAGCCUCGGUGCGUUUCUUCGCCUUGGUGCAGGAAUCUCCGCCUGGAAGAGCUACGAUGGGCUGCAUAUGUGGGCUUUGCGCGUGAUGCCUUCUUCCGGCAACCUGCAGACGACUGAGUUUCACGUGAUGCUGCCGCCGCUCGACGGACUCGCGGCAGUACCAGCGGUGUAUCAUUUCCAACCUGAGAUGCACGCCUUGGAGUUCCGGCUGCCGGCGCCCAACGAGUUCGUGACUACUGCGGAUGGAUCUGCAGGCUUCCUGGUGGCGUUGACCUCGCUGUGCAUCCGCGAAGCUUGGAAGUAUGGGGAGCGGGCGCUUCGCUCCUGUCACUUGAACCUCGGCCAUGCGGUGGGAGCUCUGGAUGCCGCCUGCAACGUCUUCGGCUGGAGCCUACAGGAAGGCCCUCCAGCACUCCAUGCCGACAGCAUCCUUAGGACAGUCCUCGGCCUGGGGGCCGGGAGCGAUGAGGAGCCGGGAGAGCACCCAGAGCUGGCGCUCUUCGUGCGCACCUCCGCGAGGGCCUCAGAUGUUGGGGUCUGGCCGGCCUACCUGACGGCGGAGACCAUCGGGAAGUUGUACCGGGAAGCUCAUGUGGAAGCUCAAGGCGUUCCUGGGCCCCUUCGGCCACAGCGGCCCGCGGCGGCGCCAAGUUGGCCGGCCAUGGAUGCAGCGCAAGAGGGUGCGGUCAUGGCUUUGGCGGAGGCCGGGCAUCAAGAAGAGCCCACGACCUCGGGACUGGAGCGCUCGGCACUGAAGCGUCUUCUUGGCCAGCGGCUGUUGGAUGCAAUCCUCAAUCGGAGGUCUGUGCUGAGGAUGUCAGAUGAGCAGCCUCCAUUGCCUGAGGCAGACUUUCUCCGGAUCCUCCGCGUCGCUUGCACGGCCGUGCCGGAGCCACGCGCCGGGCGUCUGGCGGCUGGCACGGGCUCCGCGGUGAACGUGCUACUGAUGCUCCACAAGGUGGAGAGCUUCCUGCAAGGGCUCUACGUUCUGACCCGUCAAAGAGGGUCGGAGGAGGAGCUCUUCGCCUUCGUGAAGGCGAUGCCUGAGCGUGUGCAUCGCAGCGAGAGUGGGAGUCCUUUGGAUCUGCCAGAAGGCUGCGCUCUGUGGGCGUUAGCCCGUCCGGUCGACGUGCGUCAUGCUGCGCAGAUCUCGGCAUGUGGGCAGGAGGUGGCAGGCGCCGGGAGCUUUGCCGCCGCGUUCUUCGGUGCUUUCACAGGGUGGCGCCAUCCGAGGAGAUACUUGGAACUCCUCUGGCAUGCUGGGGCCCUGGGCCAUGUCUUCUACUUAGCCGCAGAGGCCGCAGGGUUCGGUGCCACAGGGAUGGGCUGCUUCAUGGACGAUAUGGGCCUGGGCCUGCUGCGCGACCCUUGGUCCAUGGAGGCAAAGGGGGACAGUUCCUCGCAAAGCUUCUCAGCAGAGGAGUCCCAGCACCAGGUGCUGUACUAUGUGACCGUGGGCAAGGCGAGUUCUGAUCCGCGGCUUUUGAGCUUCGACCCCUACCAGCAUCUGCAGGAGGGCUUCUCCUACGAGGCCCUGCAGGGUGGCAUGGGGCGAAUCUUCCAGACGACCUGA